Messenger RNA from Trichogramma pretiosum, 894 nucleotides. RefSeq lists its product as uncharacterized. NCBI's taxonomy places the organism in Eukaryota, Metazoa, Arthropoda, Insecta, Hymenoptera, Trichogrammatidae. The transcript is spliced from 4 exons. The record is from RefSeq and is a predicted model, not a curated record. The coding region runs from base 569 to 805 and encodes 78 amino acids.
UUAAAUUCCCAUAAGUUGUUAAGUGGCAUUUUGUACUACUUCAUUUCUAAUCUCUCACUAACUAUUCCCGAUUUUAAGCUGUGGUUGCGAAUUUUUCCAUUUUCAAAACUAAUUUUACUGGAUAGCUUGACUCAAAAAAACGGAAGCAAUGCGUAUGAAGCUGAUGUCAACGAACACCAAUUACGAGUGCUCUUGGCUGAUCAAGUGAACAUUCCAGGAAAACGCCCUAGUCGAUGGAAAGGUUAUUUUUUUUAAAAGUGUAUUUUAAAAUUGUUUCAUUAAAAUUUGAUAAUCACCUUUGCAACUUGAAUUGCGGCCGCCAUUUCUGGCUGCAUCAGGGCGUCACAUGACAUUUGACAACGACACACGCGCAGGCGCUCGUUCAAGAGAUCAUUCAUUCAUCAAUAGUCAUCACUCAUCAGUAUUGAUAACAGUUUAUAGUUGAGUCAGCUGUCAUUCUCAAAAUACUUUUGAUGUUAACAAUAAAUCAACUUUAUAUCUCACCAAAGUAACAUUAAAAGAAAUCAAAAUAAUCAAAAAGUGAAUUUGAUUUCUCAGUAAUGCCUAAAUGAUAGACAGUCACACAACAAACAACAUGUAUUCACAAAAUGAUUAUGCUGAAUUAAUAUCAUUAGCUGAACUAGCUGGAAUAAAUUCCUCACCUGGAGUUUUUAAAGUGAUGAUUGAAUUACUGUCAUUGAAAGUGUCUCCAGAAGAUAUUUAUGUACUCUUAAGGCAAAUAUCACCUUUACCCUCGCAAAGAAAAAGGAGUUCAAGUAUUUCUAAUCUAAAACCAAAUGAUUGAUAAAAUAUGAUUUUAUUCCAAUAUAAAUACAAGUCUGUAAUAUAAUAACUUAAUCAUUUAAUUAUUCUAGUUUUAACUGUCAUAAAUUA